This is a messenger RNA of Lepidothrix coronata (blue-crowned manakin), 5977 nucleotides long. RefSeq names its product serine palmitoyltransferase long chain base subunit 3 (gene SPTLC3). Gene Ontology annotation, biological process: sphingosine biosynthetic process; ceramide biosynthetic process. Gene Ontology annotation, cellular component: serine palmitoyltransferase complex. The transcript is spliced from 20 exons. The record is from RefSeq and is a predicted model, not a curated record. Gene Ontology annotation, molecular function: serine C-palmitoyltransferase activity; pyridoxal phosphate binding. Bases 2662 to 4323 code for a protein of 553 amino acids. Lineage: Eukaryota; Metazoa; Chordata; Aves; Passeriformes; Pipridae.
CUGUAUCUAGGAAUGGGAUUCCUAUGGUUUGCCAGUGAAUCUGAAAUAGCCAAGCAUAAGCUCAUGUAGAAAAAAGUCUGUUCAUAGCAACCUAAUGUUAUCAACACUCCUAAAAUGAACAUAAAGAAUAACUGCAGAAAUGAGGGCAAAGCCCAGUUGCCCCUCUUGUGCCUUUUAAGUCAGCUCCAGUGACAGUGGGCUGCUGAAGAUGCUACAUCCUGACAAGGAGGUCAAGGACUGCAGUCUGAGCAUCAUCUCCUACAUCAGAAACUCUAAACAUUUUCUGAUAGGAAUUUUCCUAAUGCCUAAUUCUUGGGCAUGACUGUGAGCAACUGCAGAAACUCAAGAGCUUGACACUAAAGGUGUGAGGAGCACUGUCUUAAAGACUUUGCAAUAGCAUGAGAUGUCCUGUCCAUAUCUAGAAGUCCAGUUCUGGUCUGUUCAAUUGCCAGAUCAGCAGACCUCACAAGCUUCAACUCAGAAACAUAAAAAGUAAAAUAUUCUGAAGCAGCAGGGAAUUUGAUAAAAGAAGGGGUGGAGACUGCAGGGCAGAAUCCCAAGUUUUAGUUAAAUCUGAAAGCAGAUUAAAGUAACAAGAAAAGGUUUGAUAGCUCCAUUAUGAAUGCAUUAGCUGUAAAUAUGAAAUGCAGCCUGCUUAUAAGGAGCUGUUGAUAAUGUCCAUCAACACUGGAAUGAACGAGUACUUGUAUUGAUAGGAGUCCUGGCAACACUCCAUAGUGUCCCUCUCUACAGUGCCCUCUCCAGUGCACUUACAGGGAAGACUUGCAGAAUGUCAUUCUUGUCCACAGCCAAUGCCACAAGUUAUUUUUGCUGGUAGGGAUUUUAAGUUUCAUGUAGAUGUGAAUGUAACCUUGGCAUAUGUUAAGGAGCUCUGGCUGUGAUGGUUCCUCUGUGGGUGACAGCCUGCUCCUGAGGAGAGACUGUCCAUCACUAUAUCAGCCACAUAUGGAGAUGAGUGUCUGUGAAGAGCUCACACAGCUUCAGCAGAACUCAGCAGUCUGGACAAUUCCCAGCAUCUUGGCAAUGGAAUACAGUCAUCUCUUCAAAUAAAUAAAGUCCUACAAGAAGGAGACCUGCUGUAUGCAAGAUAGUGAGACCACAGAUUUGAAGAGUUGCUGAGAGUCUGAAAGGAGAUUGGUUCUCUGCUGAGACUGUGGUGGUAUUUGUUUGGUGAGUCCCCAUAGUGCAAGGACUUACGUAAACUAUAAAACUUGCCCUCAGACUGUGAGCUGUGUCAACUACUGGACCAGAAACAGUUUACCUGUUGUUGUUUCACUUCACAAAUAUACUGCCUUUUAAUAUAUUCUGCUAUCAUAUGUGGGCUACAUAGUUUUCCAGUAAAAACCUGGCCACCGGGAUUUUUUUCUAGUGCUACACAAAAAAUUUUGCCCAUUGAUUGUUCCAGAUUAAAAACCUGCUGUGCAGUAUAUGCUUUCAAAAAAUACACCCAGGCAUCACAAUGAAGGCAAGAUUGUCUUUAUUUGCAGAAGAAAUGAGAGUUCCUUAUUCACUCUCCAGUUUCCAAACGUUGUUGCAGGUUGAAGUGUCAGGGUGGAUGGAACAAAAAGGACCUCAGGAAUAUCACGACUGUAAUCAGUGUCGUGUCCCUGGUCUUCUGCCUGUUCCUGUUCACCAGCAUGUGAAUGUACCGAUCACCAUCUUCAUAAUCUUCAGCAACUUGGGGAGAUUGGACUCUGGUGAAAGGUUCCAUGCAAGAUGAGGGUUUGAUACCAUGUGAACUCUCCCCAGAGUAAGCAACUGUAGAUAUUUUAUUUUUUCUGUUAUCACAGAAAAGAAACCUUUUGCAUAUCUCUUAAUCACCAUCACUCUCUUUCAUCUGGUAGCACGGGUUUGUGAGCAGCUGCGUACAGAGGAUUGCUGUGUUAAGGUCAGUGAAGUCACAAGAACGGAAAACAAUCAGUGGUUGUCAAAGAGCCCCUGAAAGGAUGGGAGAAAACGGUUGCACAGUUUCAGAGGAGAAGCCUGACAGAUUGUGUGCUAGUUUUGAGAAACUGGCCUUUCUCCUAGCAUUCCAAAGCUCUGCUGAUAUGGAGAUCACAAUGCUGAUGAUUGGUGGGUGUACAACAGCCAGGCCCCACAGCAAAGGGGACAAGCUGAAGCUCUGGACCAUCACCUGGGCCAAAUGAAGACCCUGCACCAGCACUGCCUUUCCCGUGCAGAGAAAAGGAAGAGAAGGAAACCUUAUGCAAAGAAACAUUAAUGCUGCAGUAAAUCUCUGACAUCAGCUGCUGCUUGCCAGCACAGUGCAUAACAGAUGUCUGUAGCUAAGAACCACUUGUCUGAAUCGAUGUGGUGACGACACAGAGAAGGAACAGAUGGCACAGAGUUGUCUCUGCUCCAUUCAUCAUGUCAACAACUGGAAACAGUGACAAUACCACACUGGCUUCUUGCAAAUUAUGGAGCUCAGCAAGCAAAUUAGCCUGACUGGCAGGAGGUCUCAGAAAAGUAGAGUGAAAUCUGCCUUGGACAGCUAUGGAGAUCACAUCACUGCUGAAAGAGGUGCGGAGCCUGUUGGGAAGCACACCUGGCAGAAGUUCCAGCUGGGCCACGGGACCAAUGCUGCUCUGUAGAAAGACCUGAGACACCCUUAAGAACUGAGAAUCUGACUAAUUUAAACAGAUGGCUAAUCCCAGUGCUGUCUGCAAUGGGCACCUACAUCAUCAUCAUCAGAAACAGAAUAACCUCUUAAAAAGUGGAAUCUAUAAGAAAAAUGGAAUUACUAAAGGAAUGAAGAAGAAUGGCGUGUCAAACGGAACUCUCUACAAAAAGACAUUUAUUGAGCACUUUGAACAGGCACCAAUGUAUGUUGCAGUUUUUACUGUCGUGGGUUUUGCAGUGGGAACAAUAUUUGGCUACCUGCGAGAUUUUAUGAGAGCCUGGGGACUAGAAAAACGUAACAUUGCUGAAGAGAGAGAACAACAAAAAGAUUUUGUGCCACUUUAUCAAGAUUUUGAGAACUUUUACACCAGAAACCUCUAUAUGAGAAUACGGGAUAACUGGAACCGGCCAAUUUGCAGUGUCCCUGGGCCACAGUUUGACCUCAUGGAACGUGUUACAGAUGAUUACAACUGGACAUUUAGGUUUACAGGAAGGACUAUCAAGAAUGUAAUCAAUAUGGGUUCUUAUAACUACCUCGGCUUCGCAGAAACAGAUGUUAAUGCUUUGAAAACUGUGACCAUAGAGUUAGAAAAGUAUGGGACGGGAGUCUGCAGUACCAGACAAGAAAUGGGCACCCUAGACAAGCACGUAGAACUAGAAAAACUUGUGGCCACGUUCCUUGGUGUUGAAGAUUCCAUGGUGUUUGGCAUGGGCUUUGCAACUAACUCGAUGAAUAUUCCAGCCCUUGUUGGAAAGGGCUGCCUCAUUUUAAGUGAUGAGUUGAACCACACUUCUCUCGUUCUUGGUGCGAGGCUUUCAGGUGCCACUAUUAGAAUCUUCAAGCAUAAUAAUAUGCAGAGCCUCGAGAAGUUGCUGAGGGAUGCAAUAAUAUAUGGGCAGCCUCGCACCCACAGAGCAUGGAGAAAAAUUAUCAUCCUCGUGGAGGGCAUUUACAGCAUGGAAGGGUCCAUCGUGCGCCUGCCAGAGAUAGUCUCCUUGAAGAACAAAUACAAAGCCUACCUCUACUUGGACGAAGCUCACAGCAUCGGUGCAGUGGGAGCAACGGGCCGAGGAGUCGUGGAGUACUUCGGGAUGAGCCCUGAUGAUGUUGAUGUAUUAAUGGGAACGUUCACGAAGAGCUUUGGUGCAGCUGGAGGAUAUAUAGCUGGCAAAAAGGGCCUUGUGGACUUUUUACGAACUCAUUCUCACAGUGCUGUGUACGCCACAUCCAUGUGUCCACCCGUAGCAGAGCAAAUCAUCAGGGCAAUGAAAUGCCUCAUGGGACUAGAUGGGACAACACAAGGGCUCCAAAGAGUGCGCCAGCUGGAGAAAAACACAAGGUACUUCAGACGAAAACUGCAUGAAAUGGGCUUCAUUAUUUAUGGCAAUGAUGAUUCGCCUGUUGUCCCCUUGCUCCUUUAUAUGCCUGGUAAAAUAGGGGCUUUUGCAAGACGCAUGUUAGAAAGAAAUAUCGGGGUGGUCGUGGUUGGGUUUCCAGCUACUCCUAUCACAGAAUCCAGGGCUCGGUUUUGUGUGUCAGCUGCACAUACACGGGAGAUGUUAGACACGGUUUUGAAUGCUCUGGAUGAAUUGGGUGAUUAUCUACAACUGAAAUAUUCCCGGUAUUCCAAGUCAUCUCAUCCUGAACUGUAUGAAGAAACUAGGCUUGAACUUGAAGAUUAAGUUUUCCACCUCUGAAGAGAACAUUAUGACGCUAUGAAAGGGCGGAAAACCCGAAAACUGGAAAGCACGAACGCAUUUCUUCCCUUCUAAGGACAAUUUUUAUUUCUCAGUUAAUUGAAAGGAGGGGAAGUUCGGGUGUUGCAUCUUGUUGUAUCAAUUUUCUGUAUUCAAGAGACUGAAAUAUUGAUACAGAUUUGCCUCCCCAGGAGAUCUGUCCUUCUUACGGUAUUUUUGAUGCAGGAUGAAUGCAUCCAUUUUUCGACUUGCUAGCGUACAGCUUUUGGUAUGGCCCCUUUUUAUGAAGAGGCUCCAGAUAGUCUUAAUUGUGACUGAAAUAAUAAAGUUUAAAAAAAAAUUAAUAGAUUCCAGUGUAAUAUAGCUGAGCUUCAUCAGUGAGACUGACUUUUAUCUGUUAAAGAGCAUAAAUCAAGACCUCGGUGUGGACUGCUACAGAGGAAUGAGCAGAAAGUGAUCUCUUUUACUAAGUUGCACUAUCAUGCAUUUCUCCAAGGACAGAAAAUGUUAGAAAAAGAUUAAUGCUGAGAACAAGAGAAGUAACCUGAUCAGAUCAUGUGUUUCUGAUGGCAGAUCAUGGGAAAGGGAGAAUGCCUCCACCCAUCCACAGACCUUUUCUCAGCUGCUGAAAUGCACUCUAAGCUUUGAAUUGUACAGAAGUUUGGGCUUAGACAUGAACAGAAAUGCUUUUGUGCCAACACAUUUGACCUACAACCUAUCCCAUCUUCUCCCAAUGUAAGUUCUUCGGCAGGGCUUGCUCCCUUUUCGUGGAGCAGUAGUAAAUAAUUUUAAUAACCAUUUAACUUUCCCGUAAAAACCUUGAUCAAAACAGUCAGAUACUUGCAGUUCACAAACUGCAGAUGACAUUUAUGGGCCCAUUCCUAAGUUUCUUGAACUACUUAUGUGCCUAAUAAAUUCACUAACAAGUACAUAAUGCUGAAGCUGUUAGUUAUACAGAAUGUGAAGUUCAAUACCAUGAGCAGUUCUGCCACCUGUUAAACAGAAAACUCCAUCAUUUCUAUGUGUGCUUAAGUCAUCCGUGUAAUAACAUUUCUUGAAAUAUUCUUGUCUGUUUUAUGCAUGUCAGGGGUUGUUUUAUUUGUCCAGUUAUUCUGAGUCGUUUGUUUUUCAAAUAAUUGUUGUAUCAUCUGAGGGGGAAGAUGUGCUUGUCCCCUUGUCCCCUGCCUGAGUGACAAUGCUCAAAGCCACCUGAAGGAGUUGUUAAAGCCAACAGUUUCCCUGCAAGGCCACAGCAGCAUUAUCCUCAGGCUUGUGUGGGCUGAGUUGCUGGAAGGAGAUUGGAGGCUUUUCCCUUUUUUUCUUUGCAGCAUUGAAAAGCAGUUCUGCAGCUUUAAGAAUGAACUCCAAACAAUUCCACGCUAUCAAAUGUCAUUGUAAACACAUCAGAUGAGAGAUGUUUAGCUUUCUGUUGCACAGAUGUACCACACUUUCAUGUUCUCUUGAAAGCUGUGGUGUAAACUUAACCCACAGCUGCAAUAUUAGAUUUAAGAACAGAACAAUUAAAUUGUGGAGUACCAAUUACACUAUAUUACUCCCUGCUUGUUAAAGCAGCUUUCAGGAUAUAACCAGGCUGACUGAUUAUGAGGGCCCAUUUUUUGUUGGAUUUUUGUUGUUGUUG